GUGCUGGAACCUCUGACGCCGGACUCCCUGCUCACGUGUGACAUCCGGCGUCAGCUUCUGGUGCUGUGAAGAUGAUCAACCCUCAGAUAUACCUUCACUACAACUACACGGGAAAGCUGGACCACCGGCCCACCGUCGGCUCAAGCGGCGGCGCUGUGGACACCAAAACCAUUGUGUUCCUCAUCAUAUGCAGCUUCAUUGUUCUUGAGAACCUCACCGUGCUCGUCGCCAUAUGGAGAAACCACCGCUUCCACAACCGCAUGUACUUCUUCAUUGGCAACCUGGCGUUGUGCGACAUGCUGGCUGGAAUAGCUUACCUGGUCAACCUUCUGCUGUCCGGAGAGAAGACGCUGCAGCUUUCACCUGCUCUCUGGUUCAUCAGAGAGGGCAGCAUGUUUGUUGCGCUAGGCGCAUCCAUCUUUAGCCUCCUGGCUAUUGCAAUAGAAAGACACCUGACUAUGAUCAAAAUGAGGCCUUACGAGGCCAACAAGAACUACAGAGUGUUUCUGUUGAUAGGAACCUGCUGGGUGAUUGCGGUUUCUCUUGGAGCUUUGCCCAUCCUCGGAUGGAACUGUCUCGAGAACCUCCCCGAUUGCUCCACGGUGCUUCCCCUUUACACCAAGAAGUACGUUGCUUUCUGCAUCACAGUUUUCAUGGCUUUGCUCUUGGCCAUCUCAGUCCUUUACGUCCGAAUCUACAUCCUGGUCAAGUCCAGCAGCCAAAAGGUCAGCAAGCACAGCAACUCUGAGCACGCCAUGUCCCUUCUGCGCACCGUCAUCAUUGUAGUCGGAGUGUUCAUCGCUUGCUGGACACCCAUUUUUGUCCUGCUCCUGGUGGAUGUGGCAUGCGAGCAGCGCAGGCGCUGCUCCAUCCUCUACAAGGCCGACUGGUUCAUCGCGGUGGCUGUGCUGAACUCGGCCUUGAACCCCAUCAUUUACACUCUGGCCAGCAGGGAGAUGAGGCGGGCCUUCAUCGGUUUGGUGUGCGGCUUGUGCUACAGGGCGAAGGCAUCCGUAAAUGGCAGCGGGGCACGACCGUCUCUGGAGCCCAGCCGUAGCAGGAGCAAGUCGUGGAGCAGCCAAAACAACCCAAACCCGAACCAACAGAGCCUUAGACAGGCAGAACCGGAGAAGGAUCGGGAGACAGCCUCGGUGGGAGAAGUUGUGGGCAGAGAAGCUGCUGAGGCUGUUCCUCAAGAGUGACAGGAUGACGGGAAGCAUGGUUCCAGAAUGGUUCCGGAUGACAAACAGAACAUGAGGCAAUUUGAAAUGAAGAAACUGUUGAAUGUCUGGCUGCAGGACAGUGUUUUUUUUUCUGUGUUAAAACAAACUUAAACAAACCUGAACAAAUCAGUGAAUAAAGAGAAGAGGCAUCAAUACACAAUAGACACAGCAUCUAUCACACGUCACCUUUCUAAGUGCUGGACAUCUGCUGUUUUGUGUUAAUGGUGGUUAAGGAGAAUUGUGCAUGUGAAUGAGGGGCUUCAGUGGCAGAAACACUGCAGAGGUCCUGUAAGUGACUGCCCCAAUGGGAUGACUGUUGGUUAGGAAGGCAGAGCUUUCUGAUCAUGUAUGGUCUUCAAUGUCAGACCUUCAGCCUGCAAGACACGAAUGGGGAAUUUUUGAUGACUGUGUCAGAUAACGCUCGGUCAUCUUCAUCGAAGCAUCAGCGAGAUGCUUCAGUGGUGCACCAUGAUGGAACGCCAUUUAGAAAGAAGCUAUUCAUCAUUGAAUCAUUGAAAUUCCUGAGAACUGUAUAAAAUCUUCCAAAGACUAUUGUAGCUCCCAUGUAUGGAAGCCCCUUUCUGCCUGGAGAAUUAAAAAAGCUGGUGUAUAUAUAUAUA
Messenger RNA from Thalassophryne amazonica, 1843 nucleotides. RefSeq names its product sphingosine 1-phosphate receptor 3-like. The transcript has a single exon. Gene Ontology annotation, cellular component: membrane. The coding region runs from base 72 to 1202 and encodes 376 amino acids. Lineage: Eukaryota; Metazoa; Chordata; Actinopteri; Batrachoidiformes; Batrachoididae. Gene Ontology annotation, molecular function: sphingosine-1-phosphate receptor activity. The record is from RefSeq and is a predicted model, not a curated record. Gene Ontology annotation, biological process: G protein-coupled receptor signaling pathway.